This is a messenger RNA of Fraxinus pennsylvanica, 1764 nucleotides long. The record is from the annotation of a GenBank genome assembly. NCBI's taxonomy places the organism in Eukaryota, Viridiplantae, Streptophyta, Magnoliopsida, Lamiales, Oleaceae.
AUGAACAGACAUGCCCGGUUAAUCAAGCUGGGCCUGGAUACCAACGCAAUCCACGCCACGAAGCUCGUUAAUGACUACUCACUGUGUCACGCACACCAAGUGUUCGAUCAAGUGUCGCAAAGGGACACAACCCUAUGGACCGCUCUUAUAUCCGCUUACGCCCGCUCCGAACCGUCUCGUUGUUCCCAGGCAAUCCGCCUUUUCUCGAUCAUGGCCCGGGAGCAAGGUCUGGAUACACGGCCGAAUCACUACACUGUCACCACCGUUGCCCGAGCAGUAGCUUCUGCCCCGGAACACUUAUACAUGGGAAAAGCCCUCCAUGGAUACGUCAUCAAAUCUGGGAUGAUGUCGAGAAAUGUUGUUGUUGAGACUGCGUUUAUGGAUAUGUAUGCAAAAUGUGUUGCUAACAUUCAAGACUUGAUUUUUGGUUUACAGAUUCAUGGUUACGCUAUUGUAAGUGGGUUCGAUUCGAAUUGCUUGAAUUCAAUUGCUCAUAUGUACUUUUGUUGCGGUCAAGUAAACCAGGCUGAGAAACUUUUUAGUGUGGUAGAAGGAGACAUUGCUUCAAAGAUGAUAAAAAUUAGAGGUUAUGUUUAUAAUCAAAGAUACUGUGAGGUAUUGAAGCAAUUUUGUUUAGAUGAGAAUCCUGCUGAGAUUUUCAAUUGGGAUCACACCAUAAUUCUGCCUAUUUUAACUGCAUGUACGAAGCUGUCUUUGCUCAGAGUUGGGAAGCAAGUUCACAGCAUUUUUAUUACAUUGUUUGGUUCUUGUUUUCGCUCUAAGUUCUCAGAGGAUGACAAAGUAAUUCUAGGAAGUGCAUUUAUUGACAUGUAUAGCAAGUGCAACAUUAUUGAUGAUGCUCAGAAAGUUUUUGACUAUUGGAUGCCUGAAAGACGGGUUUCUCAUUGGAAUGCGCUGAUAUCUGGUCGUUGUGGUUUGGUGGACGAAGGAUUGCAUUACUUUGAGCUGAUGAAGACCAAGUAUAAUCUGAUGCCCAGGGAAGAUCAUUUCACCUGUCUAAUGGAUAUGUUGGGACGUGUAGGCAAGCUGGAUGAAGCAUGGCACUUGCUAGAGGAAAUUGAAGACGCAGAAUUGGGAGAAAGAUUCCCGUCUGGUACCAUUUUGGCAGCACUGUUGGGCAAUUGUUAUGUACAUGGCAACGUGGACAUAGGCAAGAGGGUAGCUAAAAAGAUGUUGCAAUGCGGAAAACAAGUUUCUACUACCCAUAUUACUCUUUCUAAUGUUUAUUCAUCGGCAGGGUUGUGGAAUGAAGCAUUUGGAGUAAGGAUGAACUGGAAGAAAGACAGUGAUGAAAAUUCAGAGCCCGGCCUUAGCCGAAUCUGCACUCGUCCACAGGAGAAGCAGAGCAAGGCAAUCUGCAGUUUUAGCAAUAUCUUUUCUUUUUCUCUCUCUUAUAUCAGUUCGAGGCUGCUCAGUGCUCAUGCAACUAUUUUCACCGUAGGGGAUUCUUCAGGCUGGGAUUUCAAUAUGGGAAAUUGGACAGAUGGGAAACACUUCAAGGCUAGUGAUGUACUUGGGUUGUGGAAUGAAGCAUUUGGAGUAAGGAUGAACUGGAAGAAAGACAGUGAUGAAAAUACAGAGCCCGGCCUUAGCCGAAUCUGCACUCGUCCACAGUUCGAGGCUGCUCGUGCAACUAUUUUCACCGUAGGGGAUUUUUCCGGCUGGGAUUUCAAUAUGGGAAAUUGGACAGAUGGGAAACACUUCAAGGCUAAUGAUGUACUUGGUGAGGAUAAAGCUAUUUGA